Amphiprion ocellaris (clown anemonefish) is the source of this 6936-nucleotide messenger RNA. RefSeq names its product ADNP homeobox 2b (gene adnp2b). Gene Ontology annotation, molecular function: DNA binding. Gene Ontology annotation, cellular component: nucleus. NCBI's taxonomy places the organism in Eukaryota, Metazoa, Chordata, Actinopteri, Pomacentridae. The transcript has 4 exons. Bases 2860 to 5808 code for a protein of 982 amino acids. Gene Ontology annotation, biological process: regulation of gene expression. The record is from RefSeq and is a predicted model, not a curated record.
GUAGUGUUGGAUAUCCAUUGAUAAUAAUGUUUCUCUAGUGUCCUGAGAACACAAGCUGAAGGCUGUGAAUUUCCACAUAUGUAACAGGAUAGCACAGCUUUACAGCCUAAACUCACAAUAUAUAUAUUUAUACUGUACAACCAUCAAUUGUGUGCUAAACUGACAUCCAAAGAAACAUAUUUGAGAUUUAUUUUGAGGUUUCCACUAAAUAUGUCCUAAAAGACAAAGGGUUCAGGCUGUCGUUUACAUUUUAAGCCAGAGAAGGGGCUGUUAAUUAGUGAAAUCAGCUGCUUUGUUGUAAUGAAAACUGCCAUGCUCAAGGGCUUUGCUGACAAAUAUAAUAUGUGCUUAACACUUCACUGACAGUUUAAUUAUUAAAGAGCCUAGUCGUUAUAGUACGGUCUUUCCCCAGCCUGCCAAUGCCCAUUACAGCAUCCGUUUAAGUACGUUGUCCUGUAGCAUUUUUCUAACCGUCUUUAAAUUCACCCAUUAAAGGAAUUUAGAAAUUCAGAGCAGGAGACGAGGGUUUCCAGCUGUCCAGGGAGUAAAAGGGAAAAUUUGGUAAUUCCCAAUACAAUGUGGAAAUCACCUUACAUGUCCUGUCAGUGUGUCCCUGAACAAGAUACUCAGCUCCCAUCUGUGUCUGUUCUAAGUGACUCUCAUUAAGAUCCUUGGUUGAAUGUCUAGAACAUAAUGCAGUAUUGAUAAUCAUGUAUUUCUAGUACUGAACACUGUAGCUGACAGUUCUUUCCAUUGCAGAGCCCCCACCGUCGUGUGUUUAAAGCGUUGCCAUUGAUUUCCUUCCAAGAGAUUUGCUUCGAAAUGAAUUACAGCUGCAGAAACAUUUUCUAGAUGUUGAAUGUAAGAAACGGCAACAUCUGUAGGGUGUAUUUAUCUAAGAGGGGCCAUUACCGCUCCUUUCAAGUGUCUCAUGCGUCUGAGGGGUUCAUUAGAAGUGAUGACUGCAUGUUAAUUAGAUUAAAAGAUGAAUAGAUCGGCGGUGCAUUCUUGUAUAGUGCUUUCCUUUGGGUUUAGAGUGCAUGUUGAUGAAAUGGACAUGAUACCGACGAUUCUGAUAAUAAUUUUUUAAAAGCUGAUUAGUCUGCAAGGGGAAGCAUGCACCCUCCUGCACACACAACACAGCAGACAAACAAAAAAAAAGGCUUUUUGAUUACAAGGUUACCACACAGGCAAUAGAUGUGAAAUGCUUGAGGAAACACUUUGACUAAACAAGUAUGAAUGAACUCUGGGUGGUGGAUUCUGAUGGGUGGAUCUCUGGUUAGUCUACCUGAAUCACCUUGUAUUGAUCUGACAAAAGUGAAAGAGUCCUUGUAUUUGUCUUCACUAAUUUGGUUUCAGAGAUGACGUCAUCUAACUCGGUUGUCCCUCAGCCGUUUGAGAUUUGGCUGCUCUGCCUCAGUAAGAAAUACUGCAGUAUAAUCCACUGCAGUACAGCCAUCAUCUGACACUUAUGUGGCACUCUGUGUUGCCCCUGUGUUUGCCAGGAAAGUGAAAUCAUCCUAGUUAGGCAUUGCCAGACUAAAGAUCACCAGGGCAAAUGUGACCUCAUUUGUUAAAAUUUUAAUUAGGUCGUUACAUCAUCCAAACACGCAUCUUGCCACAAUGGUCCAGUUGAGAUUUGACAUGACUGUUUACAGCAACAAUUGAUUUUGAUGAAGGAAUAUACAGACAUUUGGCUUGUGGUCCUGUGUUAAGCUAAUUAAAUGAUUCAUUCAUUAAAAAUGGUAACAUAGACUGCUAACACAGGAAGUUGUAGGUCACAAGUCCACAAUGAAGGAGCUGUGGACUUGAGUAAAUUGUCGAUUUGUCUGCAGACAACCUGACCUUUGUAAAGGUUAACUGGUAGGCCCAAAUUAGACAAGUGGCUAGCCAUGUGCUCAACUUGUGCGCUAAUUAACAUGCUUGCAAACUGUUAGCUGGGAAGGCCAAACUUAAAAUGUAAAAAAAAAAAAAAAAAAAAAAGUAAUCGACUUUCACAAGUAGGUGUCACUACACAUAAAAAUUUAAAAUAAAGUUUCGCAAUCGGUAUAGAAUGCUAUGCGAUGGUAGCUAGUCAUUUUGGUUUUUUGGAAAUGCUAAGUAUAUUAAAAUCUCCUACUAUUUUAUGCUAUGCUAACCAAAACUCAUGCAACCUAUCAAUUUCUCCUCUUCUGCUAACAAAAAUGGUGGUUCAAUAUAAUUGGCUAAAAAAAGUUGCAUGAUGUGACGUCACAGCUCAAGGACCACCCAUUUAGCUCAUUUUCUCGACAGCCUAUUGGUUAGGCUUAGUCAUGUACCACGUGACAGCCAGUUGGGGUCCUACUAGCCACGCCCCCUACCUAGCUAUUUGUUGCAGAAUGAAAAAAAUCCACUUAAUAACUCAGGUAUUACAUGAAAUUCAGAAAGUGGAUCACAAACUGCACCACCUGGACACUCCGGAACCACGCUGGUUGUCUUAAUGAGCGAAUAAAAAGUUAUUAAGUUUUUAGGAUGACAAGCCUCCCAUUGGUCAGUUUGUGCUGUAUGCAAAUCAGGCGGCUACGUCAGAUCCUGAACUUGAGCGCCAUUUUUUCCUCAAUAGGGGAAGAAAGGGACAAAAGCGGGACCAAAAAUAACUUAUCUCGGGGGUGCGUUCGCAAAAUAUCACCUUUCAUAUCUGACUACGGUCUUCGUGCGCCGGUGUGUGCGGACGGAGGAUGCGGCUCGGGUGAGUGUGUGCGCCGCGCCGGCAGCAGACGCAGCUCACCGACACACACAGUUGCGGGCCGGUGGAAGUGGAGACGUUAGCUCUGCCGGAGGAGGCACAGCGACGACUAACGUUAAUCUACGCUGAAAAUUGGACGAGGCUGGUGAGGAAUCAUGUAUCAAGCCCCAGUUUUAAAUAUUGAGAAGAUCAGAAAGGCACGGAAAGCGGUGAAGAGCAUCCUAGGCGAGAUCGGCCUGGAAGACUGUCAGAACCUGCUGAAGACUCUCAAUGAAAGCUCUGAGAAAAGCUCUGAAGAAGAAGAGGCCUUUCAGGAAACUGAGUGGGUUGACUUCACAGAUGGAUACAAUGGCAGACUGCAUAAGAAGUGGCCUUAUCGGUCUCGAUCUCUGUGCUGUAACCUGUGCAAGUAUUCUUCACAAAACAUCUACAACUUCCGGAGCCAUGUGUCUCGCUGCCACGCUUACGUCCAGACGUUCUGUGCGCUGGCGCCCUGCACUCAGUGCCUCUUCAUCGGCCACCCAAAGGUUGUCAAGAAGCACAUGCUGUUCUUCCACGCCAAACUCCCCGUGCCAAACACUCACAUACAGCUGUCAAGGGAAGGGUCUUUAACGACCCACCGUGGAAACGAGAGGUAUCAGUGCCGAAGAUGUGGAUUUCCGACGUCUUCUGUCUUUACAAUGAAGAAGCACAUCAUCCUCAAGCACCUGGACAGUUUGGCAGAGCAGUACAUCGGUUACAGAUUACACCUGCAGGGGAGUUCAUCUGUAAAGGUCUACUGCUGCAAGGUGUGUAAGGUGAACACUGGAAACCUAGACCAAAUGUUGCAUCACAUGCUGGUUGAGCCGACGCACUAUUCGGUCAGCACACAAGUGCAGAGUUUGAUUUAUGAGAACAAGAACUACACCAUUAAACCGACACCUAAUGGGAAUGGCUUGUUUGUGACAUUUCCAAGUAUCGCUCCAAAACCACAGCAACCUCAAACGUUCAACAGUAAGCCGUUGGUCUUACCGAGUAACGGCCAACCCGCUGGGACUGUACUGACGUUACAGCAGCUACAAGGAACUACAAACAGUACUACUCUGAUCUGUGCCCCUGGAAGUAACCAGGCUUUUCUGCCUCCUCAAGCAUCAGCGCUAGUGCAGCUAGCUAGCGCUGAGGCUAAAGGUUUGCUCCAGCCUGGUGCCACGAUAGCCCUCCGAAGUGCUUUGCCCCAAGGGCCGUCUAUGGUCCAGCUUCCCACAGUGUCCAACGUGUCACUGAAACAGGCACCAGUGACUUUAGCUCCUGCUGCUCCUCCACCACAACUGACUCCAAAACCGCAGCAAAUCCUUCUUCCAUCAGGACUGCAGGCCAACGUGGCAGCUCAAACUGGGACUGUACCUAAGCCUGCUGUGGCUGCAAAAAAUGCAUCAACAAACCAAACGGCCCUGCAAGGUACAAUGCUGACUUCACAGUCUCUGCUGAGUCACCUGAUCCCGACUGGCAACAAAGUGAACGGCAUGCCCACGUACACUUUUGCUCCGCUGCAAGUAGCGAUGCCUGGUUCUCAGAGCACAAGUACCCCUCAUAAGACUGCUGAGCAACAAAGCAACACCUUGCCACAAACUAAGAAAUGGAUUACAUGUCCCCUCUGUAAUGAACUUUUCCCUUCCAGUGUCUUUGACAUGCAUACAGAGGUCGCACACCAGACUAAAUCCGCUACAUCAAAGUCAGAAAGUGUGGCGGCACGAGCAGCAUUCCUGAAGAAAAUGCCUGACAAAACUGUCAAAUGUUUAACAUGCAAAAUUUUACUCUCAGAAAAGAGCGUCUUCCAACACCUGCUGCACGGCCUGAAUUGCUUAUACUGCUCAGCUUUGUUCUUUUCAAUCAAACAGCUUGCAGAGCAUGUAAAGCAGCACAAUCCCACAAGCAAAGCCUACUGUGAUUUCCUGAGGCAGAAAUACAGGGUUUAUUCUAAAGGUGUUGGAGGGAUCCUGUUCCCUUACUUUGAUGUCCACACCACUGCACCCAAAGAGGUCCUAGGAGACACGGAGGUCAAUCUCGCCUUGGUCACAAAUUCCCUCGAUCUGAUCUUCUUUAAGUUGCAGCCCAGCAGCCAGCCAGAAAUCUGUCCAGCUCCUGUAAAGAUCAACAGUGCGUACUGUCCCUUCUGUGACGAAAAGUUUCAGCACGAAUCUGAACACCUGCAGCACCUGAAGCAGAAGCACUACGUAGCACCCACCAUUCAUGCCAUCCUCAAGACGGAGGCUUUCAAGUGCAUAUACUGCAACGGUGUUUACACAGGAAAGGUCACCCAGCAGGCUGUGAUGCUCCACAUUCAGCGAUGCCGGUGUUCACCGAAACCACCACCGCCCCCCAAACCACCUACAGUUGUACCACAACAUCCACCACGAGUAGCUCAGCAGCUCAGUCAGGCAUCCGGACUCUAUUUUCUGCAAGUGCCACAGGGGCUGACUAUGAAACAGACUUUAACUCCAGCUCGUGUGAUUUCUGCUGCACGCCCUCCGCAGCCUCUAGAAACAGAAGCAGAGAUGCAGUCUAAGAAGAGGCUGGAGGCUGCAUGGAGGGAGGUCAUGGAGGCCAACAAACGGGAGCGAGAACAAAGGGCCGCCAUGCGCAGGAAGCGGGAGCAGGAAAAGUUGCUGCCUCCACCGGAGGCCGAGAUUCAGAGCGACCCCUCGGUGAAGCUGAUGCUGGAGCCGACGGCGGUGGAGCGGCGCUGCGGCGAAGAGCGCAGAGACUUCAUAUCGAAAUACUUCAACGUGAAUCCCUACGCGACCAAAGCCGAGACCGACGAGCUGUGCAGGAGGCUGUCGCUCACCAAAGCAGAGCUGGCAGCGCUGUUCAGCAAGAAGCGCAGCAAGUGCAUGAGGAGUCUCAAGAGGAACACGACUGCAGUUCUGCUCGGCUUCAACAUGACUGAACUGAACAAAGUUAAGCACAACCUAAUCAUCCCUGAGCCGCAGCCCCCAGAUACUGCCGAGCUGCCGGACGACGAUGAAACGGAGCAGAUGGAAAACAGUGAGGAUGGACCUGAGCCGAUGGAUGAAAGUGGAAAUGAUAAAGCUGCAGAGGAGGAACAGGUGGAGCCGAUGGAGUGAGUUAAAAAAAUGUGUGAAACUGGAACCUGAAAACAGCAAAUAAUACAAAUGUAUGAUUAAAAAACAGACUAAAAAAAACAGUGAUGGCCUUUUCUGUUGACAGACAUUAGAGAAGUUCAUGACACAUCUUAAACAAUGAUGUAUUUCCUUAAAGUUCACCUGUAACUGAGGCAGUUUGUUAAUGUAGCCUUCAUUAUUAGUGCUUCAUCUGACUUCAGUAGGUUGCAGUGGUCUACAUCCUAAUUUCCACAUUAAUGCUAAGCCUUGUUGUUGAUGCUCCUUUGGAACAUGAUGAUGAAUACACAGAUGUAUUGUCUGAAUUAGUAUGAUGCAAGUAUUUCGCUCUAUACAGUCUCUCAUCCAACAAUGGCUACAGACUUCAACUUUAAUACUGAUGCGCCCCUAGUAGCUGCUUUUUACACCCUUUAUUUAAGCCUGUUUGUACAAAGUUGUAUUUUAUUUUGUAGUGAAAACAAUGUUAUUAAGUUCAUUUUAUUAUGUCAAAGCUUUCCUUCACAGAUUUGAACAGCUCCUUGCUUUAAUUUGUCAUGUUUUGUUUCACCUUUGGGAUCAUUCGCACCACUUUCCCCUCCACAUUUUUACAUUUUUAAGGAGAUUAUUUUUUGUCUUUGUUUCUCUUUCACCAACUCCCGCAGCCCUUUGAGAUAUUGAGAGGAAUGUUCAUCGUGCAGUUUUCAAGCCAAAUCCUAAAGAAUGUAAAAAUGUUUGAGUUGUCCGAUCGAUAAAUUCCCACAGUUAAAGAACUCCUUGUUGACCACGUUGCUUGCAUGAGCUUUUGUUUCGUUGUCAGAUGAAAUUAUAAUUUGUGCCAUUGUGGAGUCGACAUAUUUGCAUAGACGUGGAAAUUUACGUAGAGACUCAACGAAAACAUAAAACAUGAUACUGGGUGUUCCCCACUUAGCUUCUGUUCUCCUGACAGCUGUUUUUUGUACUAUACUUGUAUUUUCUAUAAUUCCUAGAGUAUGAGAAAUGUUGGGAGAGGUCACAAAUAAAUAUCAUUCUGUCCAAGGCCACUGUGUUGUAUAAAAUAAAGUGGUAUCCUUUUACAUAAAUGGUUAAUUUUUAUUUUCAUUUUAUAAUAAAAAUUUCAUUUUCAAUUAAGCUAUG